UCAACCGACGAAUGGGUUGAACAUACUCAGCCUAUCCUACAGGAUUAUGCCAACAGGCAAAUUCCUCUGCCACUUGGCCAGAGGGUUAAUGUAUCGCUUAACGAGCCUUCUCAAUUUAUCCAGGGGGCAUUGCAAUUGCUUGCCAAUCGCGACCACCCCAAAAAUCCUCCUAUUGAUCCAUCUCGUCAACUUGGUCCUCAGCUGAUCGAGAACUUCACGGACGUGCACAGAUGGGCAACAGAGUACUUUCGUGCGCGUUUUGGGAUGUCAACUGUGGGAAGCGAUAUACCUGUGCUUUUGACGAUCAUCACGAACACUUUCUAUGAAGCCCACACCCAACUUAUUGAUAGUAUCGCAGAUGCAGCACUUGCAAAUAUGCAUGGUCGUGGAGCUGCCAUCCUGGAUAUUGAGGACUUUGCGUUUGGAUACGACUUCGAGAUGAGCCAACAAUUGCCUUUUGCUGUGGAAUCCAGCUCUCGUAUUCACGAUACCCUUGAGCAACACCGGCGUAAGUCAUUUCUGAGAUACUCAUUGUAG
This is a messenger RNA of Suillus subalutaceus, 537 nucleotides long. RefSeq lists its product as uncharacterized. The annotation marks the transcript as partial. NCBI's taxonomy places the organism in Eukaryota, Fungi, Basidiomycota, Agaricomycetes, Boletales, Suillaceae. The transcript is spliced from 4 exons. The record is from RefSeq and is a predicted model, not a curated record.